AUGCGAGCGAAGCAAAUCCCAUCAUCCUGGACAAGAUCCAAAUCCCAAAUCCUCCUCCUCUUCUCCACAGUUUCCCUCCUAGCUCUUUCUUUCUUCUUGUUCCUCUCUUCUCCCUCCGACCUGACCCGUUCCUCCACCCACUCUUUCCCGCACCCGCCCAUCCGACCCGAAACCUCCUUCGUCGCUUCCCUCGAAUACUUCCUUACUCACAAAGCUCCCAGUCACCAACGCCGUGCUUCCGACGACACGGUGGGUACGGUGCUCGAAGAUGACGUCAGGAAACUCGACGAGAGGAAGUUCGCCAAGGAAAUGGAGUGGGUGCACGGUGAUCCAUAUUACCCGAUGAACAUGCCGGUCAGGGUUUACGUGUACGAAAUGCCGGCGAAGUUCACCUACGAUUUGCUUUGGUUGUUUCGGAAUACUUACCGAGAGACUUCUAAUCUCACCUCCAACGGCAGCCCCGUCCACCGUUUGAUCGAACAGCAUUCUAUUGAUUAUUGGCUUUGGGCGGAUUUGAUUGCACCGGAUUCAGAAAGGCUUUUGAAAAAUGUAGUGAGAGUUGAUAGGCAGGAGGAUGCUGAUUUAUUCUAUGUGCCAUUCUUCACUACGAUUAGCUUUUUCUUGUUGGAGAAGCAACAAUGCAAGGCUUUAUAUAGGGAAGCCUUGAAAUGGGUGACAGAUCAGCCUGCAUGGAAACGAUCUGAAGGAAGGGAUCACAUAUUUCCCAUUCAUCAUCCGUGGUCCUUUAAGUCGGUUCGCAGAUUUGUGAAAAAUGCAAUUUGGCUUUUACCUGACGUGGACUCAACAGGGAAUUGGUACAAGCCAGGGCAAGUUUCACUGGAGAAGGACCUCAUUCUCCCUUAUGUUCCAAAUGUUGAUUUAUGUGAUACAAAAUGCUUAUCAGAAAGUGAAUCAAAGAGGACAGCACUGCUUUUCUUCCGUGGACGACUUAAAAGAAAUGCUGGAGGAAAGAUACGUGCUAAACUUGUGGCAGAAUUAACAGAUGCCAAGGAUGUAGUCAUAGAGGAGGGAACUGCUGGGGAGGGAGGGAAAGCUGCUGCUCAGAAGGGGAUGCGCAGGUCUAUAUUUUGUUUAAGUCCAGCUGGUGACACUCCUUCCUCUGCUAGAUUGUUUGAUGCUAUUGUCAGUGGGUGUAUCCCAGUUAUUAUUAGUGAUGAAUUGGAGCUUCCUUUUGAAGGAAUACUUGAUUAUAGGAAGAUAGCUAUAUUUGUUUCUUCAACUGAUGCUGUGCAAUCUGGUUGGCUUCUAAGAUAUUUAAAAGGCAUUAGCUCUACUCAGAUCAGAGAAAUGAGGAGGAACCUUGCAGAGUACUCAAGGCAUUUCGUGUACUCUAGUCCUGCUCAACCCUUGGGUCCAGAAGAUCUAGUUUGGAGAAUGAUGGCUGGUAAGUUGGUGAACAUCAAGCUCCAUACUCAGAGAUCACAGCGUGUAGUUAAGGGAUCAAGAAGUGUGUGCACUUGUGAUUGCAGGCGUGGCAACAUCACCAUUUCCACUCCUCUCUCUUGAUCGUUCUUGCUCAGUUGAGGUUACUGUGUAUUAGAAUCAUUCUUUAAACAUACAUGUAUGUGUAAGGCUUCCUCUUAAAAUAUAGUAGUUAACUUUAAUGUUCAUUCCAAAUUUGUCAUGUUACAUAUUUAAUUUGGCCGGCAUGCAUAUUGGUGUGCCUCUAUUCAAAGCUUUCUGUGUUCAGAUUA
Molecule: messenger RNA, 1715 nt
Organism: Theobroma umbraticum
Lineage: Eukaryota; Viridiplantae; Streptophyta; Magnoliopsida; Malvales; Malvaceae
Product: Exostosin family protein
Molecular function (GO): glycosyltransferase activity
Source: RefSeq, a predicted model, not a curated record